Molecule: messenger RNA, 2390 nt
Organism: Eleginops maclovinus (Patagonian blennie)
Lineage: Eukaryota; Metazoa; Chordata; Actinopteri; Perciformes; Eleginopidae
Product: protein phosphatase 1 regulatory subunit 1B-like
Exons: 9
Coding region: 580-1314 (244 amino acids)
Biological process (GO): intracellular signal transduction
Cellular component (GO): cytoplasm
Molecular function (GO): protein phosphatase inhibitor activity
Source: RefSeq, a predicted model, not a curated record
GUAGCUUAACAGGCAUAAGUUGCAUUUGUACUUAGAUCAGAACACCUCAAAAUAAGGCAAACUUGUGUGGUGACAUUAUAUUACAUUAUAUUUUAGAGCUGAAUAGAGUCCUUAAAGUUAUUAUUGCACAAAGUAGCAAGUUGCUAACCUUAGCCAUUUGAGGACAACUACAAGAAGCUAGCUGCUAACUACUUUACACAACAUGACCAGUGCCAUUCACUUCUAUUACACGAAUGUUCCCAUAUUACAUUCAAGUUGAAGCUGCACUACACCCAAUGUAUUCGUCGAAAACAUAAUUAAUAAUGAGCGUUAAAAUAACAGAGUCGGAUUUGAUCCGUUCUCCAUGAGUCUGAUUCCCUGCUUGCUGGACCGAGAGAGAAAGCUCUCUCGCAGGGCUAGCGCUCUGCAUAGAAACACCGGGCCCCGCCGCCAUGGUGCCGCUACAUAGGAUGUAUAAGAGAGGCUACUCGUUUCAGUUUCCCGGCUUCGACUUCCCAGCAUUCCCUUCCAGGCUUCCGUACAGCCCCAUACUGUUUCCCAUACUCGCAUUGGGGAGUCAGGUGGGCCUUUUAGGCAACAAUGAAAUCAAAUGAGGAAUGUUUAAAAAAAAAUGUCAAUGCUGGAUGGGACGGUUUCCACCCUGCGGUGCCCGGUGUUGAUUUCCCCUGGACGUCCGCAACAACAUAUGGGACCAUGGGGCAGCAGUCCAAAGAUGGAUCCUGCUCCAUCUAUUCAUUGCGUUUGGCCGCGGAGGUGACAGGCUGGAUGGACCCGCUGCUGCCCGCAGACACGGAGCUGAUGGAGCCAGAGGCGGAUAAGGAUGCGAAGAGGAAGAUCCAGUUCUCCGUGCCUUCAUCCGUGCCCACACAGCUGGACCCGCGACAGGUGGAGCUGAUUCGACGUCGGAGGCCAACACCAGCCACACUCUUCAGAUUGACCGAUCCACCAUCACCAGAGGAAGACAUUGACCCCCACCAGUGGGUUCUGGGUGAAAAUGGAGCCUUGAAAGCCAAACUGGUUCACACGACAACUUACCAGCCACCUUCACUAAAAGCUGUGCAGAGGAUGGCCCUGGCUCACCUGGCCUCCCUAGACUUGACUUCAGUGGACAAAGAGGAUUCCUCUUCUGGGGAGGAAGAGGAGGAACGUGAGAAGAAGAGCCAGCAGUCACCUUCAGCUACAGAUCCAAGGGAAGAAAGUCACCCACUUAGGGAUCAGUGUGCUCAGCUGGACAGUUUGACAGAAAGUGCUGAGCUCAGCCUUCACCGCAGUGACGAAGAGGAGGCAAAAGAAAGAGAAGAAAAAGGAGAAUGACUCAAGAACAGAGCACCAACGAGUGUUAGUUUGGAGCAGACUAGGAGAACUGUGUGUUGUUGAAGUCUGUGAGUGUGCAACAAAAAAAGUUGAAUGUGGAGGAGAGAGAGAGUAAGGAAAUCAGAUUGUAUUGAGGAAGGUCAGAAUAUUAAUGAGCAAGUAUGCAGAAAAGUUCAACCUGAGACUUGUGAGGCACAUUUAGGCCUUGGGCAACAGAUGAAGCAAGGGGAAAAUUCUAUUCAGCCAAGGACACUGCACAGGAAAUAUGAAAACUGCAAAGAACUGUGGCCAUUUCCUCAAGCAAAUAAGUGUGGGCUGUCUUUUUAGGUUUAAUGGAUUUUUUUCCAGAAAAUAUGUAAGACUUUUAUUCAGCUUAUUUACAUCAUACAGGUGUACAACGUGAUACUGGUGCUAGAAACACACACCUCAAAACCAAUUAGAAAAAUAAAUGAUGUACACUGCUCAAGAUAAGAUACAUAUACAACAAUAUUAUCUGUAGUUUAAAGUGUAUCAAUGUUUUUAUAGCCCUGGUGAGGGAGGUAUUUUAAAGAAUGUGUCACACUGUUCAACCAAUGACUGUGAGGCUAUUACAUAACAUAAUACACAUAUACUACAUGACAUGCUAUACUACAGUGUGAUAAGUAUACAGUGCACGGUGUUAUCGGAAAGGCAAACCCUUUUGGAAUUGAACCAAGAAAUUGUAAACCAAAACCAAACCACUCUUUCAGUUUGCUUUCCUCAACCUUGUAGACAUUUGCGUGCAAGGUCAAGGCGGUUGGAUUACAGACGAUCUGAGCGCAACUACUCACAGCAGUUGAGACGAAAUUAUAUCCGAGUAAUCCAACUAAUCAUGAUAAUGCAGCGCUGUUUUUCCCUUUUGAUAUUACGAACAGACUUUUUGUAACACCGAGAUUAGGAGGCAUGAUCCGUUUCGGAUGUCAGAGAUCAGUGGGAACCAAAAUUAGACCUAUUUUUUCAGAAAAUAUUUAGUAUGGUGAGCAUGAAGGUUAAUUCUGACCUUGUAAAUAAAUCAUGUUUUGUGUUUGUUGCUAAUCAAUAAAUAACAAUGGGCUGUU